Molecule: messenger RNA, 4408 nt
Organism: Meriones unguiculatus (Mongolian gerbil)
Lineage: Eukaryota; Metazoa; Chordata; Mammalia; Rodentia; Muridae
Gene: Csnk1g3
Product: casein kinase 1 gamma 3
Exons: 14
Coding region: 717-2087 (456 amino acids)
Biological process (GO): endocytosis; signal transduction; peptidyl-serine phosphorylation
Cellular component (GO): plasma membrane; nucleus; cytoplasm
Molecular function (GO): protein serine/threonine kinase activity; ATP binding
Source: RefSeq, a predicted model, not a curated record
GCUGAUGCGGGCAGCUUGGGGGCCUCCGCCGCGGGAGAGACUAGACGCUUUUUCUUUUCUUUUCUUUUUUUUUUCCCUUUUUUUUUUUUUUUUUAAAUCCCCUGUUUUCUUUCUUUCUUUCUUUCCUCCCUCCUCCUCUCAUGCGUUCACUUCCGGGUCCGGUGCCGCUCCGGAUGCUCGAGGCCGAAGGAUGUUUGACCUCCGGAUAAGCGAGGCGCCGCCGUGCAUUCAUUCCCGGUUGCAUCGGUGGCCACAGCCGCGGCCCGGACGGCGACUCGGCUCUCGGCGGCGGCAGUAGGAGGCGCCGGCGGCGGCGCGCAGGGCCCGUCGACGCGGGCCGGUCCUUCCCUCGCUCGCGCCCACCUCCCCCGGCCCUGUUCAUCUCCUGCGGCCGCCGGCGGCGGGGAUGUGCCGGCGCUGACGGGCGGACGCGCGCGCCGGGCCGAGCCCGCUGCCCGCGGCCGCACCUCUGAGCUCUCUAUCAACACCAGCUUAUAUCGCCAAGAAGUUAGUUUUGAAGACAUAUUUUACUGAGAAGACAACUGAGAACAGUUGUACGAAUGGGAUGAACACGUGUCAGUUGAACCUGCUGAAGUCUGAAUGCUAACGUUGCUCAUCGGGUCCUGCUACCUAGUGAUGCACCUGUUCUUACAGUACUCCAUUUCAUCGUGCUUGUCUUGAUUAAAGAAUUCAAAGUGGAGUACCGAAAACUUGAUAUGGAUAAUAAAAAGAAAGACAAGGACAAAUCAGAUGAUAGAAUGGCACGGCCCAGUGGUCGAUCAGGGCACAGCACUCGAGGAACUGGGUCUUCUUCAUCUGGAGUUUUAAUGGUUGGACCUAACUUUAGAGUUGGGAAAAAAAUUGGAUGUGGCAAUUUUGGAGAAUUACGAUUAGGGAAAAAUUUAUACACAAAUGAAUAUGUGGCGAUUAAACUGGAGCCCAUGAAAUCCAGAGCACCACAGUUGCAUUUGGAAUACAGAUUCUAUAAGCAGUUAGGAUCUGGAGAUGGUAUACCUCAAGUUUACUAUUUUGGCCCUUGUGGUAAAUACAAUGCUAUGGUGCUGGAACUGCUGGGACCUAGUUUGGAAGAUUUGUUUGACCUCUGUGAUAGAACGUUUUCUCUUAAAACAGUUCUCAUGAUAGCUAUACAACUGAUUUCUCGCAUGGAGUAUGUCCACUCAAAGAACUUGAUAUACAGAGAUGUGAAGCCAGAGAACUUCUUAAUAGGCCGGCCGGGAAACAAAGCCCAGCAAGUCAUUCAUAUUAUAGAUUUUGGUUUGGCAAAGGAAUAUAUUGAUCCAGAGACAAAGAAACAUAUACCAUACAGAGAACACAAAAGCCUUACCGGAACAGCCAGAUACAUGAGCAUAAACACACAUCUAGGAAAAGAACAGAGUAGAAGAGAUGAUUUAGAAGCUUUAGGCCAUAUGUUCAUGUACUUUCUAAGAGGCAGUCUUCCUUGGCAAGGCUUAAAGGCUGACACAUUAAAGGAGAGGUAUCAGAAAAUUGGAGACACGAAACGAGCCACACCAAUAGAAGUGUUGUGUGAAAACUUUCCAGAAGAAAUGGCAACAUAUCUUCGUUAUGUACGAAGGCUAGAUUUUUUUGAAAAGCCAGACUAUGAUUACCUAAGAAAGCUUUUUACUGACUUGUUUGAUCGCAAAGGAUAUAUGUUUGAUUAUGAAUAUGACUGGAUUGGUAAACAGUUGCCUACUCCAGUGGGUGCAGUUCAGCAAGAUCCUGCUCUGUCGUCUAACAGAGAAGCACACCAACACAGAGAUAAGAUGCAGCAGUCUAAAAACCAGUCGGCAGACCACAGGGCAGCUUGGGACUCCCAGCAGGCAAAUCCCCAUCAUUUGAGAGCUCACCUUGCAGCAGACAGACAUGGUGGCUCGGUACAGGUUGUAAGUUCUACAAAUGGAGAGCUGAACACGGAUGACCCCACGGCAGGACGGUCAAAUGCACCCAUCACAGCCCCUACAGAAGUAGAAGUGAUGGAUGAAACCAACUGCCAGAAAGUAUUGAAUAUGUGGUGCUGCUGUUUUUUCAAACGAAGGAAAAGGAAAACCAUACAACGUCACAAAUGACUGGACACAGACAGAUCCUGGGGAGUUACUUACAUGUUCAUAUGCUGUCUCGUGAUUAAAAUCAUCUCUAUAGUGACCAUGUAUAUUUUCAAGGACUCACUCUUGAAACAAAAAUGUCACUUUUCAUUUUUCAUUUUGUGGUUGUCUUACAUUCAUUUUGCCCCUAAUUUAACUUUAUGGAAGCUUUAAAAUUUUGUCAGAACGUGAGUGCUUUGCCCAUCAUUGAAUGGAAUGGACCAAUGAAAUGGUAUUGAUGAACACAGUCCCAUACGUAGGACAUUUUCCAGAGGCUCUUCUGCUCUAGAAAACAAUACAGGUGUCCAAGUGUCAAUGAAUUGCACUUAAUUUGAUUUUUUUAUGUCUUCUAUAAAAGCAUAAUCAAACAGAAAUUUUCUUCCCAAUGGGUAGUGCAGCAGAGAAAACAAUUGCCCAAAUAUUAAAAACAACUUUAACAGUUCCUAUUUUGUGACAUCUGCAUUGAUUUCAGUAUGACUGAUGGUACUGUUAUUCAUGAAUCAUAUUGACUUUCUCUCUGUGAAAUCAUGGUACAGUCACUGCCCGGAGAUACUGAGGAAAAAGCAGUAUGGGAUUGGCAGGCGGUGGUGGUUGAUAAAUCAGAAGUAUGGAAAAUAGGAAUUCAGCUUCUGUCGUGCCACUGAGUAAAGUGCAGCUGCAGAAGUAGAGAAGUGCUAAUAACAUUUUAUAAUGUCACUCUGUGCUUCUGGAUAAUGUAUGCUAGAUUGGCAGGAAGUGAGUACUGGAGAAGUAAUGUAUGUUGGAGUUUAAAAAACACAAUAAGGAAAGGAAAUAAAUAUGAAACUUGUUAUGGUAAGGCUGGAGUCCCUGAGCCUACUUCUGAAUGGCCACACUUUCCCAGAAGCAGAAACCGAGGAUGUGCCUGAGUGGCACCUGCUUGUUACGUUGUUCUUCAAGUAAAAACAAGAAACACACUCCCAGCACUAAACGCUGGGUCAUCUGUUGCCCUCUGUGUACAAUAGUCUCUUGUAUUCAGCUUUGCUGGUUCUCUGAAAUUCCCUGUCUUGAGCAUAAUGGCAAUGACUGGAGAAUGUUUUGGAGAGGGUGGGCUGGGCGCUUUGCCUCCAUAGCUUUUACAGCAUCUGCAUAUGAACAGCGUAACAGUUCUGUUGUUAGCCAAGUCCAUUCCACUUUGCAAGUGUGCUUGUUUCAAGCUGUAAGGGCACAGGUUUCUGUUUCUGCUUUUUGUUUUUUGGUCGCAUUUUGCUAGCCAGAUUUUUAAGAGUUAAAACAAAAAGACUAGCUAGAGUAUACUGUUGAUCACAUGACACAUUCAUCUCUCACUUAGAAAACUGUUGCUCCUUCUGCGCGCACUCUCUUCUGUUUUACGUGUGAGCCUUCAGGUAUGCUUAUUUAUUGUUUUUUUUUUUUUUUGUCUCAAGGUAACAUUUAAAAUAUGUAUUAAAGGAAAUGAAUCCACUUUUUAAAACUUCAUUUGAAUUUACAGUUAUUUAAUUGUAUUUUGUAAUUUAUUUUUCUUAUUAGCCAAAAGUUCAAUGUGUUGCUUUUGAUAAAUUGGGCACCAAUAUGAACAUCACAAAUCAGGACACUGUUUAUAAUUUUUUUUAAUCCUAUGAGUGAUCUUUUUUUCUUGAUUUUUUUUUUUUUUUUUUGAAGACCUACACUGAACCUAGUUUUCUAGGUUGAGUAUAAUUACUGUAUAAUUUGGUCAGCAUUUUCCAUUCUAUUUGUAUACUGUUAUGAUGCCUAAACUACAGGAGCUUUUACUGAGUUUUUGGUUUUGUUUGCUUUGAGCAAGGUAGAUGGAUGUUUUGGCCAUUUAUAAUGUGAAACCACUUCUUUACAGUAUUUGACCAAAUUUGUGUGACUAUAUGAUAUUUGUAAAUACAUGCGAUAUCUGUAUUUCUUAUCAUAAGCCUAUUUAGUUUUAUUCUCAGUAGGGUUUUUUGGACUGUACAGUGUUUAUAUGAUCUGAACUCCUUAUACAUAAGAAGGUGUGUAUAUUAAUCCAAUUAUGGACUUAAAUAUUUUAAAAGUAUGAAUACCCUUAUUUGCUGCAAAGGCCAGUGUGUAGACAUUUGCUUUUUAGCAAUAUUUUUAAGUGCUCCAUUUUAGUGCCAGAGAAUAAGUCUUUGGCGCACAGACUGGUCAGUAAUAGGUAAUGCAGGUAUGUUCAGGUUAAGCCAACAAUGUUUUGCAUUUUUAUGCUUCUUUUCUGUCAACACUAAUGAAGUCAACAUUGCCUGAAUGUCUGAAUACAGAAACACAGCCCUGUUUAAAAGUAUGUAACUGAAAAAGAAAUAAAUAAAGGUAGUUUUUUUAAA